This is a messenger RNA of Mobula hypostoma (lesser devil ray), 9276 nucleotides long. RefSeq names its product GRAM domain-containing protein 2B (gene gramd2b). The transcript has 14 exons. Gene Ontology annotation, cellular component: cytoplasmic microtubule. The record is from RefSeq and is a predicted model, not a curated record. Bases 2214 to 3506 code for a protein of 430 amino acids. Lineage: Eukaryota; Metazoa; Chordata; Chondrichthyes; Myliobatiformes; Myliobatidae.
UACAGUGAGGUUUCCAGAUACAAUGAAAAACUUGCAACAUGGAGAUUUGGAUGACACAGUUUAUGUACAAUUUAACACUGUAUGCAAAAACAAAGUGUUAAUACAUAAUUAAAAACAUGUCCACAGUUGUGCAAGUGGUGGUCUGUGGUGUUCUGUUGUUGAAGUAGGAUUGGGAUUGUGCAGGUCAUUUCAAAACUCUGAUGGUUGUGGAAAGUAGCUGUUCCUGAAACUGAUGGUGUUACACUUCAGGCUGUUGCACCUCUUACCUGAUGGUAGCAGUAGAUACAAGACUAUAAGAUAUAGGAGCAGAAUUAGACAACUUGGCCCAUUGUAGCCACUCCACAAUUUCAUCAUGGCUGAUCCAAUUUUCCUCUCUGCCUCAGUCUCCUGCCUUCUCCCCGUAUCAAGAAUCUAUCAACCUCUGCCUUGAAUAUACAUAAACACUUGGCCUCCACCACUGCUUGUGGAAAAGAAUUCCACAGAUCCACCAUUCUCUGGCUAAAGAAAUUCCUCCUCAUCUCCAUUCAAGAAGGACCCCCCUCUAUUCUGAGGCUGUGUCCUCUGAUCUUAGAGUCUCCCACUAUAGGAAACAUCCUCUCCAUAUCCACUCUAUAAGGGCAUUAAUUCUAUUUGGAAAAUAUAUUUUUAAAAAAUUGAAUGCAACGAUUUCUUAUAAAAAUCCCAAUAAACUAUUUGUACUUUGAGGAGAAAUGGUUUGUCAACUAAAACACUCAAACUUCUACAAAUGUGCAAUGGAGAGCAUUCUGACUGGCUGCAUCACUCUUUGGUAUGGGGUGGGCUACUUCACAAUAUCAAAGACAGUUGCAGAAACUUGUAAAAUUAGUCAGCCUCCAUAGUAUCCAAGACAUCUUCAAGGAGUGGUGCUGUAGGAAGGCAGUGUCCAUUAUUAAGGAUCCCUACCACCCAGGAUAUGCCCUCUUCACACUGUUACCCUCGGGAAGGAGGCACAGAAGCCUAAAGGUGCACACUCAGCAAUUCAGAAACAGCUUCUUCCCCUCUGCCAACCAAUUUCUAAAUGGACAUUGAACCCAUGAACACUACCUCACUAAUUUUUAUUCUUUUUGCACUACAGUACUUAUCUUAACUUCACCAUUUGAUAGACAUAUGCAUACUGAAUGUAAUCCAGUUUUAUAUUUCUAUCUAUUUAUCAUUUGUUUCAUUGUACUGCUGCUGCAAAGUUAACACAUUUCAUGACAUAUGCCAGUGAUAUUAAAUCUGAUUCUGUACUACUUGAAUGUAAACACAAGUUGUUUUUAAUGACUCCUGUGCCUAACUCUGAGAGGAAAAGAACUGUAUUGUUGUUUAAGCAUGUGUAGAGUAUUAAUUUUAGUCCAGGUGGUCAAAAUACCCAUUUAAAAAAAAUUCCUCUUUUUCCUCACGACCCUUACAAAAUAUAUAGACAUGAUUAAAGGUGAUGCUAAAUAUUUUUUGGUUCCCCCACCCCCACGAUGAUUGAAAGUCUCCUUUCACACGCACAAAAUGCUGUAGGGUCUCAGCGGCUCAUCAGUAGAGGAAAAUAAACAGUCCACGUUUCGGGCCCGUGUUGGAAUGUGUUCAAAUCCCACUUCCAACGUUACUGCAUAAUAAUGAGGGAAUACCUCAAUUCGAGAUUAGAUGUUAAUCCAAGGCCCUUCUGGCCUUCGAUGGAAGAUCCCACCACUAACCAUGGUCCAUGGUUUAUUUACUCUUUAGCUGGUUCGGCAUUGCACUGCGGGCCGAAGGGCCUGUUCCUUGCUAUACAGUUCUAUCUAUCUAAUCACUGCCAAAGAGCAGAACUAUUCCUUGGGUCCCGGUCUACAUUUGUCUUUCAGCUCGCUGUCAUUGCCAUAAAUCUGCAGUCUGUGGGAGCUGCUUGUGUACUAAUUGGCUGCCAUUUUCCACGUGAGGAAACGUCCAAACAGUUUCGACUUCAAAAGAAUUUCGUCGAUGUAGGAUACUUUUUCCGAGGUCAGAGCAGCAUCAAGGUCAGGAAAUAAGUGUAUCUGAGAUUACUGCCGAAGUGCUGCGAUCGGAAUAAGAACUUGGAGUUAUCCCAGGCGGGAAAUGCUGCUCUUUAUGUUUUGUCCGAGAGUUUUUCCGUGACUUGAUGUGGCGUGAGAACUUGCAUUAGUUCCACCUCGUGUUGCUACUUCCCUCAUCCUCUCGCAACCCGGACUGCGGAUCAGCUGGUCUCAAGUUUCAACUCCGAUGUGAUGCAACAGAGCCUGAUAUGCAGACGGAAGUCGGCUGAAAUUUUAAAACUUGCUUCCAAAAGCCCUCGGAUCGGAGAAACUUCAAUGAACGCGGGGAGCUCAGAGCCGGAAAAUGCAGGGUUGGAAGAGAAGACGAAGAAAAGUGGCAAGUCACUUAAUCAACAGUUACAGUCUCUGAACCUGGAUGUAGAAAUCUUUGAAACUAAAAAGAAAACUGGUCUAACCAGAUCAAAGACUUAUGAUGCAGUCUUUCCAUCCGGUCCUACAGACUAUGAAACAAAGCUUGAAAGAAAAAAACAUUCCAAUCCUUCGAAGACAAAUGCAACCUAUCAUAAGAUCUUUAAAGACAUUGAAAAGGAUGAAUCAUUAAAACAGAGUUUUACUUGUGCUUUACAAAAGGACAUUCUAUACCAAGGGAAAUUGUUUGUGUCUGAAAACUGGAUUUGCUUUAAUUCCAAAGUCUUUGGAAGAGAUAUAAAGAUUACAAUACCUACCUUUUCUGUGACUCAGAUUAAGAAACACAAAACUGCUUUGCUGGUGCCAAAUGCCCUGUGCGUAUCAACUGAAUUUGAAAAGUUUAUGUUUGUUUCAUUGCUGUCCAGGGAUGCAACCUACAAGCUUCUGAAAUCUGUUUGUUUACAUCUGGAGGAGCGAUCUGAUGAUAUCAGUCCAAAUCCACCCCUUACUGAAAAUAAUCUCAGAGCUGAGCGCCCAACAUCUUUGCCUAUAGAUUUCAAUAUAGAAGAUUUGACAGAUUUUCCAACAGUAUGCAGAAGACGGGAAUUGGAGCAACUCAGCAGUUCUGGUUCUCAGACUCCAGAGUCUGAAAAUUCCCAAGAAUUUAACAGUGCAACCCAAGCAUUAUUGAAAGUAGAAAAGAAUGCCAUUCCUGUGCGUGCUGACGUUCACGUAAAAGAAAUGUCUGAUGUGAGGAGAAGCUAUCAUGAGAGCAGACAUUCGGUGGUGUGGGGUCUAUUACACAAAGUAAGAGUGAAUGGUGAACAGCAUCUAUCAGUAACUACCUUACUGGUGCUUUAUCUGGUCAUAGUCAUCGUGUUAGUCCUUUCAUCUUUCUAUAUGGGCAUAAAAAUCUGUGCGUUGGAGCAGCGCCUAGCAUCACUGGGAGCACUGCCAGAAUAUCAGGCACACCACAAAGGUUCCUUCAUUCAGCACGACAUGGGUUUACCAUACCGUGUCAAUACUGAUGUAAUCUAUGAUGAAUUAAAUGAAAAUCUUGCAAAGCUGGAAAAGAUACAGAAGAAUCUGCAAAAGCUCCUUGAAGGAACUGAAUGAACUUCUGCGCUUACAGUCAUCGGUACAUUUUGUGCCCAGCCAGGCCAUAAAUCUCUGGAAUGUAACGUGAACUGUGCAGGACAGAGUGAUGAUUGUUCAGCUAUGGUCCUGUAUUUAAUGGAAUUUAGCAUUGCCUUUCGAAGGAAAUAUGCAAGUUAUUUUCCCUUGCAUGUGCAAAGAAAAAAAUUCCAUUGACCAGCAAGUCCUUCAUUUAGAAAUUAAACUUUUGCAAAGCAAUACUCAAAGUUGAAGGCCUUUAUGUACUUCCACUGUAAUGUAUUUUACAAAUGCCAACUAGCUAAAAGUAGUUGAGCCUUUGGCUAUGUCCCUCCAUCAGGGUGAUUAUGAAUAAAGUACAAUAUAUGCAAUAUCCCUUUGUCUAAUGAUACAAAAUGAACUUUGGACAAGUCAGAAAUUGCUUUUGUAGCGCAGCUUUUUCCAAGAGCACAAAAUAUUUUUUUAUCUUUGGUGUCUGAGCAUUGAAUGGAUGAUCACAUUAGCAAUGUAGAGGGAAGAGAAUCACACAGACAGGCAUGGGAAGACAAAAUCCUCCCUGUCUGAUUUCCACCUUGACACUAUGCAGAUAAUGCUUGGGAUCUAAGGAUUAAAAUCCACCCCAGUGCUUCAGAUUAGUAGGUGCCUUGCAGAGUGGUAUUAAAAGCACUAUAGACAUUACUGAGUAAAUGUACAACUAUUGCAAUCUGCUAUUUAUACAUUGUAACUGAGAUCUUACAACCUUGGAUUUGAUUUCACUUGUUUACAAAUAAAGUUUUAGCAUAUAAAAAUUUGUACUAUUCUUUCAAGAGGUAGGUAGGUAGAAAAAUGGGUCAUUAUAGUACUCUGUACAUAGAAAUGACAUUCAUCAAGUUUAUACAUUAAUCAUUUGAAAACCAAUGUUGAAUACAAGUUUGAGGAGUGAGCUGGAUUGAUGUGUCAUGAGCAGAGGUAAAUAUUUUAAGGAAAAGCUGAUUUAAAUUUGUAUUUAAUUAAUAUAGGAUUGUCAUGUAAUAAGAUUAUGUCCAAAUCUUUUGUUUUAAUGAUGAGUUAAUUUUGAGUUAAUAUCGGGAUCUGGGCAAUGCCACUAUUAUAAACCAAGGCAAAUUUCAGUAAUAUUAAUGUAGAAGGACAUUUACUUCUGAGUAACAACCAUGGAUUCCCAACCACAAUUUUUUUGGGCCUAUGUAAACAGUUUUUUUCCUUCACUUGCUUUAAGUUUAUCCAGACCAGUUUAACCUGAGAAAUUUGGUCCCAUUUUUGUUCUUUUCAUGGAAACACAGUCCAAGGAUAAAGCAGGAAACAUUUUUCAUAUUGGAAAAACCUUUAAUUCUGGACAUGAAGGUCUCUAGGUUUUCAAAAAGAGCACGUAACCAAAACUUAAAAAUUUUUCAAAUUGGAUUCCAUUAUUUAAUUGGUUAAUAUGAAGAAUUGAACCAAUUUAUUCCUGAAUUUGUUAAAUCCUUCAAGUUCUUCUCCCAAGAAUAGUUUCCUAGUCAGCAUAACAAAUUUUCCCAACCUCACAAAUCAUAAUCCAUAUAUAACCUGCAUUCUUCAGCCUAUUUUCUUUUAAUACUUGAAGGCAAUUAAUGAUUUAGGCCUUUAGUUUAAAUGGCUAGAUAUGGCACACGUAUUUAUUUACGCUGUGGUGUUCUAUGAUUCCCCACAGAUCUGUUCUCUAAUCUGCACCAACCUGCAAGUAAUGGAAACUGGAGCCCUCCCUGAAGCACUGUCCCUGUUGACAGAUUUCACAUUUUUUUAAAUCAAUAUUCAAGCAAUAUCUUAAAAGUUUAAACAAGUUUUUAAAUAUACUAUAAAGUGAAUGUUUAAUUUAUUACUAAUGAAACUCCCUAACCCUAUUUAAAUAAAUAUGGUCAACGUUUGUCAGCCAUAGAUGACAUAAAACCAGGGGCUAAGUGUGUGGUGCAUCCAGCCCAGUAUGAUGUGGAACUGCUUUAGAACUCAGAGAUUCCAGAAGCAGAGUGCAAGGUCAUGUAUCAUCUGGUCUUGGCAUCUUGUCUGCUCUGUGUCAGAAAGCUACAAACAGAGUUGCUGCCCACACAGGAGCACAGCCUAGCACAAUGUGUUCUAAUCAUGCAAUUUGUAUCACAUAUCAUCUACAUAAAGGAGGUCUAAUUCCAAUAUAGCAUCCUCUGUUAUAAUAAGGAAAAGCUACAAAUUGUUUGAAGGAUUUUGAUUUCAAAACUUUAACUGGAGUUUUAAAAUUAACUUGACCAAUUCUCAAUUAGGUUUAUUAUCACUGACAUAUGACAUGCAAAUUGUUUUUUUGCAGCAGCAGUACAGUGCAAAGACUAGGAUCUAGAAAAUACAGAAGUAAAUAUAGUGCCAAAAACAAUGAGAUGGUGUUAAUAGACUGUUCAAAAAUCUGUUACUAAACCAUUGAGUGUGUGUCUUUAAAUUUCUGUACCUUCUCCCUGAUGGUUGUAAUGAGAAGAGGACACGUCCCAGAUUUUGAAGGUCCUUCAAGAUGGCUGGCACCUUCUUAUGGCUCUGGUUCUUGAUGUGUUCGAUGGUGGAGAGGGUUCUGCUCGAGACAGAUUUGAAUCUACCACCUCCUUAAUAUCCUGUGCACAUCAGCCUCCUUACAAGUCUGUGAUGCAACUAGUCACUGUUCUCCUUUCUCUAUCUAUAGAAAUUUGCAAGAGAUUUUGUUGUCAUACCCAAUUUCCUCAAACUCCUAAUGAAGUAGAACUGAUGACUUGUAUUUCUCAUGAUUGCAUCAAUGUGUUGAGCCCAGGAACUUGAAGCUGCUCGCCCUUUCCAUUGCUGAUCCCUCAAUGAAGACUGCGUACUCUCUCUUGACUUCCCCUUCUUGAAAUGCGCAGCUGCUUGAUCUGGCUGAUGUGUGCAAGGUUGUUGUGGCACCACUUGAUUAGCUUUAUUUGUCACACAUAUAUCGAAGCAUACUGUGAGAUGCAUUAUUUGCAUCAAAUCAAAGCAGUGAGAAUUGUGUUGGGCAGCCUGCAAGUGUCCACAAAGCAGAAUUAGGCCAUUCAGCCCAUUAAGUCUGCUUCGCCAUUCCAUUAUGGUUGAAGUGUCGCCAUCCUUCCAGUGCCAACAGUUCACGUCCACAACUUGUUAAUUUAACCUGCGAGUCUUUGGAAUGUGGGAGGAAACCGGAGCAUGUGGCGGAAUCCCACUUGAUCACAGGGAGAAACUAUAAAUUUCCUCCAGUGGGAACUGAACCCUGAUCUUGCACCAUUGCUGCUAAGUAUUACACUAACCACUACAAUACCAUGCCACCCCAACCAGUCAAUCUAACUUAUUCUUGUAUGCCAUAUUCUUUGUCACCAUUUGACAUUUCACCAACAAAUAAUGUCAUCUGUUAACUUUCAGCAUUUUAACUGUGCUUUGCCUCACAGUCAUGAGUGUAGAGAGAGUACAGCAGAGGGCUACGUACGCAUCCUGUGCUGACUGUCAGCCUGAAGGAGAUGUUAUUACCUACCUGUACUGACUGGUCUUCCAAUAAGGAAGUCAAGGAUCCAGUUACAGAGAGAGGUACAGAGGCUGAGGUUGUGAAGCUUCACUAUUAGCACUGAUGAAAUGGUGAUGUUGAACACCAGCCUAUAAUUGAUAAACAACAGCCUGAUGUAUGUAUUGCUGUUGCCCAGGUGCUCUAGAGUGAAAAGCCAGUGAGAUUGCGUCUGCUGUUGACCUGUUGUGGUGGUAGGCAAAUUGCAGUGGGUCCUGGGCCUUGGUCAAGCAGGAGUUAAUUCUAACCAACCGCUCAAAGCACUUCAUUAUGGUAGAUUUUAGUGCUAUUGGGCAAUUGUCAUUGCGGCACCCUGCACUUCCCAGGCAUUGGGAUGAUUGCUGCCCUUUUGAAUCGGUUGGGAAGCUCAGAGUGCAGCAGUGAGAGAGGUUGAAGAUGUUCCUAAAUACUCCAGUUAGUUGGUCAGCACAGAUUUUCAGUUCUCUGCCAGUUACAUUGUCAGGGCCUAUUUCACCUUGGAAGAUGUUCAGACGUUGGACUCCCAAGACUGAGAUCAUAGGGUCACCUGAUGCUGUGGGGAUUCACACAGGCGUAGUGUCAUUUUCCCUUUCAAAGUGUGCAUGAAAGGCAUUGAGCUCAUCAAAAAGUGAACUAUCACUGCCAUUUAUGCCUUCUCGGAUAAUAGCAUGCAAACCCUGCGACAGCUGAAAUGCAACUGAUUCUGUCUCUAGCUUCAGUCAGAGUUGUCCUUUUGCUCUUACGAUGCUAUCCAAAAGUCCUACCUCAACUUAUAGCAUUCUGGAUUAAUAGUCUUGAAUGGCACAAAUCUAGCUCUUAGCAGACUGCAAAUCUCCUGGUUCAUCCUAGGCUUCUGGUUUGGGAAGACACAGUAUGAUUUUGAUGAAGGAUCUUAGAGCUGAAAUGUUAUUUUUUUUUCUUUCUACAAAUGAUGCCUGACCUACUGUUUCUAGAAUUCCCUGUUUUUAUUUCAGUUUUCCAGUAUCUGCAGUUUUCUGAUUUUCUUUUUUAAGAAAUCUCAGCUUCUGUUUAUCUCCUGACAAUAGUAAUUUUGACAGCAUAUCAUUAAUGAGCAGUUAAUAUUAGUUUUUGACUCAUCCUGCCAAAUAGCGAUACAUUUCACUAUUAGAAUUACAUGUGUUCAGAAACAGGUGUUUAAUUGAAGAAUACCUGAUUAGGAUUUCAUUUUCAUUAAUUACUCUUAACAGAUAUCCUACAAAGAGAAAAUGGGAAAACAGCCAUCUGUUGGCACGUAUCACUUUGUGAGAUGCACUUGGCUGUACUAGCACUGUGUGUUCAUAAACACCUGUUAUACCAUCUGUUUGAAAUAACUCUAGGCAUACACGUUAACAGUCAAGAAGCGUUUUGCUUAUCAAGUUCAGUGUAAAUUAAAAUCAUUUCUCCCUUUGCUUUAAAUUGUUGAAUACUACAUCAGAACUCAAGCAAUCAAAUAUACAACAAACAAAUGGGAUUUUCACAUUGUAUUGAUUAACAAUCAGGUUGGACUGUUGUGAUUAAUAAUUCAUUAAUUAGACCUGUGUAUUAGUGCCUCAAAGUGGUUCCAAAAGGAUGCCAUGCCCAUUGUGAUUUUCUCUUCUAAUAGGAAGAUACAAAAAAAUCUUUGUUGGGAUCCAAACCGAAGUUGGUUAUGCUCCAUUCACUGGAAUUUACACAUAGGUUUAAGGACACUGACAAAAUAUCAAAUUUUAGCAUUUUUUUGAGUAAGUAAUAGAUCUAAGCUCUUGAAUGUAAGGUAUCUUUCACAUAGCAGUACAAAUGUGCAUGCAUUAGUUCCUGCAGGUUUGCUUUUCUAUCCAUUAUUAUUUGGCUCCUAUUACAGUUUAUUUUAAGUAUCAUAUUCCAUAGAGAAUUUCUGGCUCCUUAGUGACUACAAUCACUAAUGUUUCAUUUUUAUGCUAAGCUCUAAUGAUUGUGACAUUUGAGGUUUUCUUGCAGCCUCUGUAGUUUCAUGAAACUCUAUACAGAUUGAAGAUGCUCAGGAAAAUAGAAAAGAUGUCAGGGUGAUUGCUUUGAUCUUUGUAACUAAAGUUUGCAUGCUUUUAUCAGAACAUAUCCUAUAAAGGAUGUAUAGGCAGGCACAGUGUUUUGUAAUUUUUCAAACAAAAAGACUAAACUGGGCUUCCACAGUAAGUGUUCUUUAUUUCAGCCGUGAUUUAGUAUGCAUUGUAUUACAAAAUAUUUUGAAGAAUUUUAUUCUCUGUAUUUUUCUAUUUGAUGGUCAAAGCCUUGCAUACAUAUUGAUUUCCACUUCUAAAUGGUAUCUUUUGUUUUGCAUUUCUGUAU